Molecule: messenger RNA, 24873 nt
Organism: Lineus longissimus
Lineage: Eukaryota; Metazoa; Nemertea; Pilidiophora; Heteronemertea; Lineidae
Product: twitchin-like
Exons: 101
Coding region: 86-23656 (7856 amino acids)
Biological process (GO): protein phosphorylation
Molecular function (GO): ATP binding; protein binding; protein kinase activity
Source: RefSeq, a predicted model, not a curated record
GCCUUUGCUUCUGAUUUGGACGCCAUGACAGUUGGAGGAUUAACCCUUGGAUUCUAAGCGAUUCUCUGGAUAUAUACGUGACGCAAUGAUUCUUGCCUGGUUAUGGCUGUUCAUCACUGGGAUAGCCUUUUUGAUUUCUCUCCUGUGUUUGAUAGGAGAAUGGCGGCGCAGAGACAGAGUGGGGACGGAGGAGCGGGCAGCUCCCGUCCUCUCCGACAUUAUGCCCCGCCAGGAGGAGGCCACACAGGGUUCCUACAAACGAUUCGAAUGCCAGGUCACCGGGACCCCACAACCGGAAGUCACGUGGUACAAAGAUGACAUCGAAAUCACCAACGAUCCUCGAUUUCAAUUCAGCUUACUAAAUGGCGCCGUCUCAUGUCUGAUUCGUGAUGUCAAACCUGACGAUGCUGGAUGCUAUACGUGCAGAGCGGAAAACUCGGAGGGGAGCGCGCUGACUGCUGCCUUUUUGUCGAUCAGAGAUGUCUCCGAGAUCGUGGAAGAAGGCGAGUGCUUCUCCGAGAAAGCAAACGAGCAAGAGGCGGCCACUGGGUUCCAAGACCGACUCUCCUCCAAACCUCGGAGUUCCAUAGACCACGAAGGAGUCCCAGAGAUCGCCCGAAAGGAUGCCCGGUCUCAGUCAGGCUCAUUGGAAGAUUUCGUAGAUGCUUUCGUGGAUGAAUUAUUAGGUAAACCGCAAGGUGGGGUAAGUAAUGAAGACGAUGAGAUCUUCUCGCAAGGUAGACUCGGUCCAGAGACUGACGGCGUGCAACUUAAAACAGAUGCUUUGGCGCUGGGAGCCGGCUCGCCUCGCAGGGAAGCAGAAGAGCUUCAGCGACUACUUGCACUUGCCGAGGACGGGUUUGCCAGUGCAGAGAACUUGGGGAGGGAGGCAGAAGACGGAGGAAGGAAACUUAAACAAACGGACUCAGAGACGGGCGAAGUUCGAACGGAUAGUUUUGGAUUUGGCGACAAACCAGCUAUAGUAAUGGAAAUACCAGCGAAUAUAUGUGUAAAGGAGGGAGAGACUAUAACGAUAAAAUGCCGAAUAGCAGCAUUCCCAAAACCAGAUGUCUCUUGGUUCAAAGACGGUGAACCAAUUCGCCCGGACGAGCGUCACGUGAUUAAAAUUAAGGAUGACAUGUUCAGUUUAGAGGUUCGUGAUUCGGAGGCAAUCGACGCAGGCGAGUACACCAUCACUGCCAUCAACCAAGAAGGAAAAAUCUACUACAAUGUCAGAGUGGAGGUGCUUGAGAAAGGCACGGAGAAGGGGGCUAGGGGAAAGGCUGUAAGGAAGCCGCCGGAAUUCGUGGAGAAGCCUGCUUCUAUGACCGUGACGGAAUUCGAGCAAUUGAAACUCUGGUGUGUUGUCUCAGGUGCACCUGCGCCCUCGGUUACAUGGUUUCGAGAGGGUAAAGUUCUUAAGGAUGACGGGCGAACGGACAUCUACAAUGACGGUGACAAACAUUAUCUCCUGGUUACCAAAGCAUUCCUUCGGGACGCCGGGGAGUAUACUUGUACGGCAAAUAACGCCGUAGGUGCCGUUUUCUGCAGUGUGUACGUCACCGUCGAAGGUGCCACAGAAGGUGAAAGUGGUGCGUCGACGGACUAUGACCUGGCUGUGAUAGAGAAGCUUUCUCCUCUUAUCUACGAGGAGAUUGCCAAGAUUCAAGAUGAACCAACAGAUGAGGAACUGUUUCGGGAGUACCUCCUUAAGACUGCCUACACUGAUAUUGAUAAGGAAAUCAUUUUAAACGAAGGGGAAGUGAUCGAGGUACUGGACCAGGAGAACCCUGAACUCUGGCUCGUCAGGAAACAAGACGACAGAAGAAAAAUUUGUAAAGUUCCUUCCAAUCUUCUGAAACCCAAAACUGAUUCUGAUAAGACUCUCUCGCCACAAGAUGAAGUUCGACCUGCACUGGCAAGGAUGCAGGAGGCGAGGAUGCAAGAGCUGACCGUCCAAGAUGCUGCGGGCGACUCCCCCGAUGGGCUUCUGACACCAGAGAGACGACGGGGCAAGUUGUCACGAUCGCCAAGUAAACGGACAGCAUCCUCUGAAGGUGGAGACUCGUCCGAAGAUGAGGAUAAGCAGAGUAAAGUUGAGCAAUACCCAGUCUACAUAGCAAUCGCCGAAUACACGCCACCAGAAUCGGAAAAAGAUGCCCCAAAACUAACGGAGGGGCAAUUCGUCUACGUGCUUGACUCAAAGAACCCAGAUCGCUGGUAUAUACAAACGAAACCCACGAAGACCAACCCAUCAAAGCAGGGCUGGGUGCCUCCUUGCUUCUUGGACAAGAAGGCUGGGUCUGGAUAUAUCGACAAACGAUCGACUAGAGAGAUAUUUAGAGAAGACAUCAUACAGAUUACUAAUAAACAGACCGAAGCAUUAAUGAAAAGAAGAUAUGCACUAACGGAGCUACUAGAGACCGAGAGAGAUUACGUAAAGGAACUUAAACUAGCUCUUGACCAAUUCGAAAGCCUUUUCAAAGAGACGGGCCUCCCUGGAGAACUCGUCGACAAGAAGGAGCUGCUGUUGGCUAACCUGAAAGACCUUCAUCAUUUCCAUAAUGAUGUCUUCCUCUCCGAGCUCAUGACCUGUACCAAUGAUCCAAACGGUAUCGGUGAAUCCUUCAUGAAGAUGGAAUCCAAGUUCAAUGAAUAUAUCCCCUACCUUAAGGGCCGUCCGGGGGCCGAGAUACUUCUUAGUCAGCCUCGAUCAAAGAAAGCUUUAGAGAAAUUUGAAAGGAAAAGUCGUCUCGACACGCAGUGUGACAUGCAGAACAGCCUCCGUAAACCCCGAGAAAGGCUAAGAACGUACGAGGCCCUCUUGAAAGACCUUCUCCGCUACACUUCCCGGGCGGGCGAGAAGGUUCCCAGACUGGAAGAUGCUAUAGCCAUGGUGAUGAAGAUCCCCCAGAAUGCGGAGGACAGGCUGUUGUUGGAGAGUAUUGAGGAGUUCCCUGGCGAUCUCCUGAAUAUGGGGAACCUGAUCAGACAUGAUGAUUUCAUUGUGUGGGACGCAGAGGCUGUGGGCCGAGGUCGAGAUCGCCACUGCCUACUAUUCCCAGACAAAAUUGUCAUGGUGAAGUGCAAGAGACCGGCAAGCCACACAGACCUACCUACUUACACAUACAAAGGAACUAUCAAUGUUCCCGAUGUCCAAAUUAAUGAACUCGUCGUCGACGAUGAGAAGUUCGAGCUCUGGUACGCAGUACCCAAUUCGGAAAAGGUCACCUUCGAGGCGAGGAAUGUUCAUAACAAGCAGGCCUGGGUGAUGGACCUUAGGCAGCUCAUGAGAGAUCUGGGCGUGGAAGAGACGGACCUCCCGCUGAACAGAAUACCUGAGGUCCAGAUGAAGUACACGUCCUCUCCCCUACCGAGGAAGAAACUCUCUGUGCAGGAGCCUAAAGCGGACCUGUUCUUGGUGCCGGACUCUGACAAAGGCACAGACUACAACACCGCCAUAGAUUCCUACGAGAGUGACAUCAGUACCCAGGACACUUCAAGCUAUCACACUGCUCUCGAUUACGACUAUGAAAACAUCACCAAACCCGUCUACAUGAAGAAGCUCCGCAAAAUGAGGGCCACGGAGGGUGAUGCCGUGAAAUUCGAAUGCGUGGUGGUAGGCAAUCCUGCUCCCGAUAUCACUUGGUUGAAAGACUCCGUGCCUCUUAGUGAGUCAAGUGAUGUGGUGAUUCAGAGUGUUGGUGACAGGCACAGCGUUGUGGUCCGGGAUGUCCUCAGAGACGACCGUGGUAUCUAUACAGUUUCUGCCGCCAAUGAACACGGAACAACUGAUUGCAGCGCCCAGUUACUCGUGUGCUCUGAAGGAAUGGAUGAGACAAGUCAAAUGACGAGUGAUGGAGACUACGGUACUGCAGCCUCCAUCGCAUCCGAGGAAGGUAACUCAGAGAUCGAGGCUACGACUCCUAGAUUAAUUGGGAUGCCCCCUGAGGUUAUGGACAUUAGGUUGGGAGGCGAGGCCAGGAUUGACUGUAGUGUUAUUGCUUAUCCUGAGGCGGACAUAAUAUGGUUGAAGAACGGCAAAGAGGUUCUCGCCAAAGAUCGUUACAAAUUCCUCUUCGUUGAUGAUGAUACAUACAGCCUUGUCAUCCAGGAUUCCCAGCCAGAGGACACGGGUCUCUACACCUGCAUUGCGAGGAAUAAACACGGUGAAUGCAAGGCUGACGUCAAGCUGACCGUUUCUGAACACCGAGUCCCUUCCUUCACCAAACACCUAGAAGACACCAGAGUCAUUGAAGGUGAAAAGGUCCAGCUGGAAUGUUGUGUAGACGGAAACCCCGAACCAGACUUUGCAUGGCUCUGCAACGACGAGAUCAUCUUACCUUCGGAGGACUUCCUAAUGCGUUUCGAUGGCGAGGCAUGUACCUUUAUCAUCAAGGAAGCAUUCCCGGAGGAUGCGGGAAUCUAUACCUGUCAGAUGACGAACAGUGCAGGCACUGCCGAGACCCGAGCGAGGCUAACUGUGGACAGAGAGGAAACUGAAAUCGCACCAGAUAUUGCACGAGGCUUUCAGGAUCUGACUGUUGAGCAGGGCACAGCCUGCUCAUUCGAGUGCGAUGUUACUGGAAGUCCCAUACCAGAGGUGACCUGGUCUUUUAACGGGGAAAAAGUAAAGUCUGCAGGCAACAUAAAACUCUCACAGGACAAUGAACGAUACGGACUAAGUAUCGUCAAGGCCUCACAAAAAGAAAUUGGAGAGUACUCGUGUACUGCAACGAACAAGGUGGGAACUGCCAAAUGCGCUGCCCAGCUCAUUGUGAAGGAACAAGAGAUUGCACCAAAGAUUGUAAAGGGGCUUGAAGAUAUCUCGGUUGCAGAAGGCAAGGGCUGUACUUUAGAGUGUACUAUCAAUGGAAAGCCACAACCUGAGGUUGUGUGGAUGCUUAAUGGGAAGAAAAUAGAGUCAAGUACUAAUAUAAAACAAUCCCAAGACAAAGACCGCUGCACUUUAACCAUAACCAAAGCUUCACCGAAGGAGAGUGGGGAGUAUUCAUGCACUGCUAAGAACCAGGCGGGGUCUGUUACAUGUGCUGCUAAACUCACGGUCAAGGAGGCUGGUAUCGCACCAAAGAUUGAGAAAGGGUUUGAAGACCUCAUUGUAGAUACAGGGAAGAGCUGUGCUUUUAAGUGCAGUAUCAGUGGAAAACCAUCCUCCGAUGUCACUUGGGCAUUCAAUGGGAAGCAAAUAAAGGCCGCGGAAAAUAUAAAGUUGUCUCAAGACAAGGAUACCUAUAGCUUGACCAUUGCAAAGUGCACAUUAAAGGACACUGGCGAAUACACGUGCACUGCAAAGAACAACAUUGGGUCAGCCUCAUGUGUUGCCAAGCUCAAAGUUAUGGAGGAAACGAAGAGGGAAAAACCAAUAUUUGCAACAAAACCUUCUGAUUGUGAAGUCGCGGAUGGAAAGACCGCCAAGUUCGUCUGCACUUUCAAGGACAAGCCAAAGACAGUCCAGUGGCUCAAAGAUGGCAAAGAGCUGAAACCAUCCACUCAUUUCAUCAUGGAACUGAACGACAACGAGGCAAAAUUGAUGAUAGACAACGCCGCUCUUGGCGAUUCUGGAAACUACACAUGCGUGGCUGUGAAUGAUUCUGGAAAGAUAGAAGCAACUGCCGAACUACGAGUUGGACCUCCUCCUCCUGAUGACACAAGUCCCGCUGUAGUCUUUGAAGAAAUUGAUUGCGAAGCAAUUCAACCAGUUCAAAUGAUGUCCCUUGAGUCCAUGGCGCUGGAACCAUUGAUAGAAUCCAACGUAAACACUCAAAUGGAACGUCGACCAGACGACAAAGUACAAGUUUUCAUUGCUCCAAACAAACUGAAAUACACUGAAAUCGACCCUGAGACCAUACGUUUGACCUGGGAACCUGCCGAGACAGUUGUUAAUGCCCCAAUGUACUACAACAUAGACUUUAGGGAGUCUACGAUUCAGACCUGGCAGCCACUCGUCCACGGCCUCGCAGAGACGACUUACACAGUGAACAACCUAGACCCAAAGAAGUCCUACGUGUUCCGCGUGGCCUCUCAGACCGAGUACGGAAUAAGCCACACCAGCCCUGAGCUAACCAUGCCCACUCGGGCUGUCCCUACAGUCGCUGAGGAAGAGACGGUUUUCGACGUUGCGUCGGCUAAUUUGGAGACUGUAUACUUUGCGCCUUAUCCUGAGUUUCCAAACGAAGACCCACCCCACGUUAUCGUCAACAAAGACUCUGUCACGCUCAAGUGGGAAGAAGCAAAAAUGCCACCUGGCAAGGACCAGGUGCCAACUUUCUAUGAUGUCGAAGGUCGUGAGGGUGAGAGACCUGACUGGACCCCUGUGGCUGAGGACUUGACGGACACGGAGUACACUGUGGGAGGGCUGAGGCCUGAUGAGGAGUAUGAGUUUAGGGUUCAACCGAAGAAUGAACACGGGCCAGGCAAACCGACCAAACCAGUCAAGGUUCCUAGAAGAGGAGGUCCACCACGAUUUCUAACGACAAUCCCAGAGUAUGAAGAACUUGGGCCAGAUGCUGUCAAGAUUUCGUGGCAAGCAGCAGACGUUCCUAAAGAGUGCAGCGACCUGCCAGUCGUUUAUAGUAUUUCAAUGAAAGAGGAGGUAGCAGCAGAUUUUACCACUAUUAUCAAAGACUUGAAGAAGACCAACUUGAAUAUAACAGACUUAGAACCAUCGAAGGCCUACUGCUUUAGAAUACAAGCCAGCAAUGAGUUUGGUCCAAGUGAGACUUGUAUUGAGCUGACUAUACCAGAACGAGCGGUUCCAAUGGCACCAGUGUUUGCUGUAACAUCCCCGCCAACUCUCACCAAAGUCGAAAAACAAGAGAUAGUUCUGUCAUGGAGCUCAGCAGAAAUCCCAAAGGAUGCUAUAAUCACCCCAAUAUCGUACACAUUGCAAGCAAAGGAAAGCACUGUGGAGGACUGGAAAGUUGUGGCAGACAAUGUUAAGGACACCACGGCCAAGGUCAAGAGCAUGGCACCGGAUAAGGAAUAUCUGUUGCGGGUGAUGGCAAAGAAUGAGUUCGGGGAAAGUGAGCCAACGAAGUCGGUCACUUUGGCGAAACGAGCAGGUCCCCCAGAAAUGCCAUCCACUGCUCCAAAAUGCACUGAGAAGUCACCAGAAACCGUCGAUCUCACAUGGUCAGCGGCCACGACCACGAAAGGUUACUAUGAAAGUGAAAUAACCUACACGGUUGAAGUUAGGGAGGAGUCGGUAACAGCUUGGAAAGCGGUAGAGAAAGGUGUGGCAAUAACUACGGCAACUGUAUCAAGUCUGGAACCCAACAAGGCAUAUGCUAUGCAGGUUACAGCACAGAAUGAAUAUGGAUCAAGUAAACCUACGGACGAGGUCAAGUUGCCAGUUAGGGGCGUGCUGGGUGCACCAGAAUGGGAGACGAGAAAACCACCAAAAAUUUCCAACAACAAGGACGGGACUCUUAAACUCUCUUGGUCCAACGCAACUCUCCCAGCUGGUGCGAAACCAACGAAGAUUACCUACACUGUGGAGAUGCAGGAAGGGUCUGAAGACUGGAUAACCCUGGUAGAUGGUCUGCCCGAUACACAAUUCAAUGUCAAAGGCGCUGAUCCGAAGGUGAACACCUCCUAUCGGAUUCAGGCUGCGAAUGAAUUCGGCCGCAGCGAACCGUCUGAGGCGGCUGAGAUACAUAGAUCGGAGGCUCUGCCGGAGUUCCCCACCGAUGAACCUCCUAGUGUUCUUCCCCUCGGCAAAGACUCCGUCAAACUGACAUGGCCCGCCGCAACUCUCCCCUCGGACGUUCCUUUCUGCCCAACGCUCUACAACAUCGAGGAAAAGUCCGAGGAAGAAGAGGCCUGGUCUUCGGUCGUCGAAGACGUAGCGGAAACGGAGUACACCAUCAAGGGAGUGAGGCCCGAUAGGGAGUGCCUGUACAGGGUUCACCCGAAGAAUAAACACGGGUUUGGGAGGCCCACGAAGGCUAAACGAGUGCCACGAAGAGCUGGUCCACCCAACCUCUUGCCGACGAUUCCCGAAUAUGAUGAGAUCGCGCCAGACGCAGUGGAGCUUACUUGGAAGCCCGCCGAGACACCCAAGGAAUUUAUUGAUGCACCUGUGCAGUAUACGGUAGAGAUGAAAGAUGAGGUGUCACCCGACUGGCAGGUCAUAGCCAAAGAUCUGAGCGACCCAACCUUCACAGUACAAGACCUUGAACCAUCCAUGAAAUACCAGUUCAGAAUCCAAGCAAGCAAUGAGUACGGUCCAAGCGAGUCGUGCAUGGAGCUUGAAUUGCCGACAAGGAAAAUACCUAUGCCACCACAAUUUUCUGUCUUGGGAAAACCAAAACUUUCAAAAGUGGAAGCGAAAACUCCCGUCCUUUCAUGGGCGCCUGCCGACACCCCAGUAGGUGGGAGAGAUAGCCCGAUCACAUACACGGUAGAGGCAAAAGAAAAGGAUGGCAAGGAAUGGACCCCAAUUGUUGAUGGAGUCAAGGACACUAACUGCAAAGUCGACGGGGUCAAACCUGAUAAGGAGUACGAGCUAAGAGUACAGGCGAAGAAUGAGUUUGGCGCAAGUGAGCCAACAGAACCCGUGGUGCUGCCAAAACGAGCAGGUCCACCUGAACUGCCCGAAAAUGCUCUUACCCACGAAGAAAAGCAACCAGACACAAUAGAGCUCAAAUGGAAGAAAGCCCAGACAACGAAGGGCUACCUUGAAUGUCCCAUUACCUACAAUAUCGAGAUGAGAGAAGAAACCUCUCAGAAGUGGGCAACUUUGGUCAAGGGCAUUGCUAAGACUACGUGUAGGAUUGCUGACCUUGAGCCCAACCUGGCCUACGUGUUCAGGGUAACUGCCUUGAAUGAGUAUGGACAGUCACAGCCAACGGAAGAGUUGCUCGUGAAGGAGAGGACCAAGCCACUCCCUCCAAAUAUAACAAACAAGAAACCUCCAACUGUGUCCGAUGUUAAAGACAACUCGCUAACUCUCUCAUGGGAUGGUGCCGAAACUCCGCCUGACGGCAAGCCAUCACCUAUGACCUACACUAUCGAAACAAAAGAUUGCACUGAUGGCAAAUGGCGGCCUCUAGUGGAAGGUCUCCAGGAUACAAAUUUCAAUGUUGAUGGGGUCAACCCAGACACGGAAUAUUCGUACAGAGUAAAGGCAAAGAAUGAAUUUGGUGAGAGCGAGCCAUCGGAUGCUGUCAAUGUUGCAAAGCGGGCAGGUCCACCUUUGAUGCCCGAGGCUGAGCCCGAGUAUUCCGAAGUGAAUACAGAGUCUGUCACAGUAUCCUGGAAACCGGCUGAGACAGCCAAGGGAUUCCUGGAGAGUCCUAUAACUUACAACAUAGAAAUCAGGGAAGAAUCGGCUACGGAAUGGAACCCCCUGGUCCAAGACGUUGCUGCGACAACCUACACAGCUGACCAUCUAGAACCAAGCAAAGCUUACGUGUUCAGGGUGACUGCCAAGAAUCAAUUUGGGGAGAGCGACCAUUGCAAGGACCUUCAUGUCCCGGACAGGCUAGUUGCUGUACCACCUCAAUUCCUUUCUGACGAACCACCCAAUCCUUCAAAGUUGGAAUCGGAUUCUUUGACCUUGACCUGGCUGAACGCAGAUGUACCAAAGGAUUCCAAGCCAUCAACUAUCACUUACACCGUUGAGGCUAAAGAGGGUGCUGGUGAUUGGAAGCCAGUAGCAACUAAGGUCAAGGACACUACCCACAGGGUCACAGGGGUCAAACCAGAUGAGGAUAUAGAGUUCAGGGUCAAGGCCGAGAACGAAUUCGGUAGCAGUGAGCCGACUAAAAUAGCCAAAGUUGAAAAACGAGCAGGGCCCCCUCAAAUGAAAGACACGACGCCUAAGUUUGCAGAAGCUUCACCAAAGGAGGUUGAGUUGUCUUGGGAUGCGGCAACUGAUACUAAGGGAUAUCUGAAAUCGCCGAUCACCUACUCUAUUGAAAUAAAGGAAGAGUCCGUGGGAGAAUGGAAGCCCCUCGUAAAGGGUGUGGCGAAAGCUGCGUAUACAGUGACGGAUCUUGAUCCCAAGAAGGCAUUUGAGUUCAAGAUAUCAGCUCAGAACGAAUACGGGACCAGCGAGGUGUGUCAGCAAGUGAAAGUGCCUGACCGUAUGAAGCCAAUGCCACCCAAGACAUCAACCAAGGUCCCUGAGAUAUCUAAAUUAGAUGAUAAUUCACUAGAAAUGGCAUGGCCUGCUCCUGAGAUGCCAGCAGAAGCCAAACCAUCGCCCAUCACGUACGAUAUCGAAGAGAAAGACUCCAAAGGAAACUGGAAACCAGUAGCAAAGGAUUUGAAAGACACCCAGCACAAGAUUGAGGGAGUCGCACCUGACAAGGAACAUGAGUAUAGGGUCCAAGCAAAGAACGAAUUCGGAAAUGGUGAGCCGACGAAGCCACUGAAGGUUGAAAAGAGAGCAGGUCCACCGGUGAUGAAGAAGGCCGGUAAACCUGAAUUCAGUGAGAUCAACCCAGAGACGAUUGAGUUGUCAUGGGAUGCUGCGGCUGAUGAGAAGGGUUACAUCAAGGCUCCAAUUACUUAUGAUAUUGAAAUGAGAGAGGAGAGUACGAAAGAGUUCAAACCAAUCGUCAUGGAUCUUGCUAAGACGACCUUCAAAGUCUCUGACCUUGAACCAAGCAAAGCCUUCGUCUUCAAAGUCACCGCAAAGAAUGAAUUCGGACCUAGCGAAGUUUGUCAGGAGUUGAAAGUUCCCGAUAGAUUGAAGCCUUUGCCACCGGCCAUGUCGUCGGAUGCCCCACAGCUCGAGAAGGUAGACAAAGACUCUGUAAAAAUAGCAUGGUCGCCAGCUGAGUUCCCAAAGCACGCGAAGCCCUCGAAGGUCUCGUACACCGUCGAGGAAAAGGAUGGUUCUUCCUGGAAACCUUUAGCUGAGGACUUAAAGGAUGCUGGGACAUCCGUCAAGGGUCUUGCACCGGACAAGGAACAUGAGCUGCGGGUUGUGGCGAAGAAUGAGUUCGGGACAAGUGAGCCCACGCAGUCUGUGAAGGUUGAUAAGUGUGCAGGUCCUCCUGUUAUGAAGAAGGCAACACCAAAGUUCAAGGAAGUGAAUCCUGAGACAGUCGAGCUGUCUUGGGAAGCGGCUACAGGAGAGAAGGGCCACAUCAAAGUGCCAAUUUCUUAUGACGUAGAAAUGAGGGAGGAUACAGUCACCGAAUGGAAGCCCCUUGUCAAAGACAAUGCCAAGACGACCUACACAGUUUCAGACUUGGAGCCAAGCAAAGCAUUUGUCUUCAGGGUGACUGCUAAGAAUGAGUAUGGGACCAGUGAAGUUAGUCAAGAGUUGACAGUUGCAGACAGGAUGAAGGAUUUACCACCUCAGCUAGUGCAAGAUGCUCCAUCAAUCUCAGAUCUGGAGAAAAAUUCGCUCACUCUAACAUGGCCCGAAGUCAAACAACCUAAACACGCCAAACCUUCAGAGACGACCUACAACGUUGAAGUGAAGGAAAAUGGUUCUAAGGAAUGGAAGCUGUUGGCUAAGGACUUGACUGAGCCAAAGAAGGAGGUCGAUGGGAUCAAGCCAGACCAAAGCUACGAGUACAGGGUGAAAGGAAAGAAUGAGUUCGGGGAAAGUGAGCCGACGAAACCCGUGAAGGUUGACAAACGUGCAGGUCCUCCAGUGAUGAAGAAAGAGAAACCCGAAUUUAAAGAGAUCAGCCCAGAUGUGGUUGAGCUUAAAUGGAAACCUGCUGAAGACAAGAAAGAUUUUAUCAAGUCGACCAUUACAUACACUGUCGAGUUCAAGGAUGAGGCUGAAAAAGACUUUAAGUCUCUUUCAACUUCACUGGAGAAGCCGAUGUAUACAGCAAAUGACCUUGACCCUUGUAUCAGCUAUACCUUCAAAGUCACAGCACAGAAUGAGUAUGGAAAGAGUGACAUCAGCGCUGAGCUAACGAUACCAGCAAGGCAGGUUAAAGUUGGGCCUGAAAUGCCCGACGAAGCUCCUAAGGUGUCAAAGCUUGAGAAAGACUCAUGCACAUUGACUUGGCCCGAAGCAAAACUGCCAAAGAACGCCAAACCAUCGCCCUUGACCUAUAUCUUAGAGGUCAAGGUGAAUGGUUCAAAGGACUGGAAGGAGUUGGCAAAAGAUUUAAAGGACCCCAAGUAUAACGUUAAAAAUGUUAAGCCAGAUCAGGAAUAUGAAUAUAGAGUUCUCGCGAAGAAUGAAUUUGGCACAAGUAAACCAUCCAAGUCAGUGAAGGUAGACAAGAGAGCAGGGCCUCCAGUUCUACCAAAAGAUGCUCCAGAGUUUAAAGAAAUCAGGCCUGAAGUCAUCGAAUUAAAGUGGAAGAAGGCUGAGGAUCAAAAGGGCUUUGUCAAAUCCACUAUCACAUACAUUGUCGAGUGCAGGGAGGAGAAGGCAAAAGAGUGGCAAAAGCUAGCAGAAGGCAUUGAGAAACCUACUUACAAGGCUUCAGACCUGACUCCAUCAAAGGCCUACACAUUUAGAGUAACGGCUAAGAAUGAAUUCGGCAACACUGAGCCAACGAAGGAGGUGUUAGUGCCGAAGAGACUCAUUCCAAAGCCACCAGUGAUGACCAAAGACGCCCCCAAAACGUCCAAGUUAGAAAAGGAUUCGGUCGAACUCGGCUGGUCUGCAGCAACUCUUCCUGAAGAUGCAAAACCAUCACCAAGCACAUACACGGUAGAGAUAAAGGAGGGGGAUAGCAAGGACUGGAAACCCGUUGCGAAGGACCUGAGUGAGACUACACACAAGAUCAAGGACAUCAAGCCAGAUAAAGAUUAUGAGAUCAGAGUUGUUGCGAAGAACGAGUUUGGCAACAGUGAGCCAACUAAGGCUCUCAAGAUAGAAAAGCGAGCAGGUCCUCCAAUGUUGCCAAAGGAUGCACCAAAAUAUAAAGAAAUCAAACCCGAGGUUAUUGAACUAUCAUGGCAACCAGCUAAGACCCAGAAAGGCUUUUUAGAAUCGCCAGUCACCUAUCAAGUUGAAAAGAAAAGUGAAAAGGACAAGAAGUGGACAACUGUUGGAAAAGAUGUCAAAGAUGUCACAUUCAAGGCCAAGGACCUGGAUCCAAGUCUGGCCUAUGAAUUCAAGGUGACUGCCAAAAAUGAGUAUGGUGCUAGUGAACCGACCAAUGAAUUGACAGUUGAAGCUCGGCUAAAGAAGGUCGCCCCAGCGAUGCCUAAAGGAGAACCAAAAGUAACAGGUUUGGACACAGAAUCACCAACCUUAGCUUGGUCACCAGCAAAGCAGGAGGAAGAUACUAAGCCAGCUCCAGUGACCUAUAAAAUCGAAGCAAAAGACGGCGAACACGGGGACUGGAAAGUUAUAGCAAAAGACUUGAAGGACCCUAAACAUAAGUUGAAGGAUCUCAAACCUGACCAAGAGUAUGAAGUGCGUGUGGUUGCGGAGAACGAGUUUGGUCUGAGUGAACCUACAAAAGCAAUCAAGAUUGAGAAACGUGCAGGUCCACCUACCUUACCGAAGGAUGCGCCAACUCUAUCUGAUCUGAACAAGGACAACCCAACACUGAAGUGGUCGCCUGCCCAGACGAAAGAGGGCGCUAUUAACUCACCAAUUACGUAUACUGUGGAGGCUAAAGAAAAGGGAACAGAUAAAUGGAAGGUUAUAGCAAAAGAUUUAAAAGAUCCGAAAUGCGUCUUGAAAGACCUUAAACCAGAAAAGGGUUACGAAAUCAAAGUAGCAGCAAAGAAUAAGUUUGGAGGGAGUGAGACAACUCAACCUGUGAUAUUAGAAGAAAGGACAGGUCCACCUUCUCUGCCUCUGGAUGCUCCAAAACUAUCUGCCCUAGAUAAGGACGCCCCAAAACUAUCCUGGUCCGCGGCUACGACCAAAGAAGGGAAAUUAGACGUUCCUAUCACAUAUAUCAUUGAAGCGAAAGAAAAUGAUUCAAAAGACUGGAAAACCUUUGCAAAAGAUGUUAAAGAUACUCAGCAUUCUCUGAAGGGAUUAGUGCCUGACAAACGUUGUGAAUUUAGGGUUUCUGCAGUUAAUAAGUUUGGGACUAGUGAAGCAACCAAGCCUGUCAUUCUUAAGGAGAGAUUGAAGAAAGAUGAACAGAAAGAUAAGUCGAAGAAAGAUGAUGAGAAAGUGAAAAAUGAAGAUGAUAAAGAUAAGAAGGAUGAAGCUAAAGUAAAGAAAGGUGAUGAUGAAGCAAAGAAGGAUGAUGGUAAAGCAAAGGAAGACGAUGAUACAGCAAAGAACGAUGAUAGUAAAGCAAAAAAGGACGAUGAUAAGGCAAAGAAGGAUGAGGCUAAAGUAAAGAAAGACGAUGAUAAAGUAAAGAAAGAUGACGAUAAAGCAAAGAAGAAUGACGAUAAAGCAAAGAAGGAUGAUGAUAGAGCAAAGAAAGAUGAUGAUAAAGCAAAAAAGGACGAUGAUAAGGCAAAGAAAGAUGAGGAUAAAGUAAAGAAGGAUGAAAAUAAGGCAAAGAAAGAUGAGGAUAAAGCAAAGAAAGACGAUGAUAAGGCAAAGAAAGAUGAAGCUAAAGUAGAGAAAGAUGAGGAUAAAGUAAAGAAGGAUGAAGAUAAGGCAAAGAAAGAUGAGGAUAAAGCAAAGAAAGACGAUGAUAAGGCAAAGAAAGAUGAAGCUAAAGUAGAGAAAGAUGAGGAUAAAGUAAAGAAGGAUGAAGAUAAGGCAAAGAAAGAUGAGGCUAAAGUAAAGAAAGAUGAUGAUAAAGCAAAGAAGGAUGAGGCUAAAGUAAAGAAAGACGAUGAUACAGCAAAGAAAGACGAUGAUAAAGCAAAGAAAGACGAUGUUAAAACAAAGAAGGAUGACGAUAAAGUAAAGAAGGACGAUGAUAAAGUAAAGAAAGAUGAGGAUAAAGUAAAGAAGGAUGAAGAUAAAGCAAAGAAAGACGAUGAUAAGGCAAAGAAAUAUGAGGAUAAAGCAAAGAAAGAUGAGGAUAAAGUAAAGAAGGAUGAGGAUAAAGUAAAGAAGGAUGAAGAUAAGGCAAAGAAAGAUGAGGCUAAAGUAAAGAAAGAUGAAGAUAAAGCAAAGAAAGAUGAGGGUAAAGCAAAGAAGGAUGACGAUAAAGUAAAGAAAGAUGAUGAUAAAACAAACAAGGAUGAGGCUAAAGUAAAGAAAGACGAUGAUAAAGUAAAGAAAGAUGAGGAUAAAGCAAAGAAGGAUGAAGAUAAAGCAAAGAAAAAUGAGGCUAAAGUAAAGAAAGACGAUGAUAAAGUAAAGAAAGAUGAGGAUAAAGCAAAGAAGGAUGACGAUAGAGUAAAGAAAGAUGAGGAUAGAGCAAAGAAGGAUGAUGAUAAAGCAAAGAAAUACGAGGAUAAAGCAAAGAAGGAUGGUGAUAUAGUAGAGAAAGGUGUCGAUGAAGUAAAGAAAGAUGACAAAAAAGCAAAGAAAGGCGAUGUUAAAACAAAGAAGGAUGACAGCAAAGUAAAGAAAGAUGAUGAUAAAGUAAAGAAAGAUGAAGCAAAGAAGGACGAUGAUGAAGCAAAGAAGGAUGGUGAUAAAGUUGAGAAGGGCGAUGAUAAAGUGAAGAAGAGUGGAACUGGUGCCCCUGUCCUGCCUCCUGAUGCACCUACUAUCUCCAACCUCGAGAAGGACUCACCUAAACUGACUUGGUCUGCUGCAAAGGCGAAAGAAGGGACAGUAGAAUCCCCAGUCACAUAUGCCGUAGAACUAAAGGAAUGGGGAAAAGAUUGGAAAGUGGUUGCUAAAGAUAUUAAAGAUACGAAACACACUUUGAAAGGCUUGAAGCCCGAUAUGGCAUAUGAGGUUAGGGUCGCUGCAAAGAAUAAAUAUGGGGAAAGUGACCCAACCAAACCAGCUAAAAUUCCGAAAAAGAAAGUACCCCCUGUCAUGUCCCCUGAACACCCCAAGAUCUCCUAUCUAGAAGCCGACUCAUUGACCUUAACAUGGAAAGAAGCUUCGCAGCAAGAAUACGCAAUACCCUCAAAGAUAUCGUACGUUGUUGAAGAGAAAGUUGGGGCCAAAGGGGAUUGGAAGGAAAUUGGAAAAGAUAUUCCAAAAGCUACAUUCAGAGUUAAAGGUUUACACCCAGAUGAGGACUGUGCUUACAGGAUUAUUGCCAAAAAUGAAUUCGGCAAGAGUGAUCCCACUAAACAUAUCAUACUGCCAAUGCAAACAGACGAAGUAGACUCUGCAGGCCCUCCUCCCGAUCUGACCCCAAUAGACCCUAAGGUGAAGAAAAUCAAUGAUGAAGAGGUCGAGUUAAGCUGGGACACCCCAAAAGAUGCCGAAGGACAGAGAUUGUUCACACCUCUCAUUUAUGAUAUUGAUUUCAAAGAAGAGGAGGUCGAGGACUGGAAGCCUCUUGUCAGAGGUGUGGCCGAUACAACAUACAAGGCGACCGACAUGGAGCCCAAAAAGUCCUACGAGUUCAGAGUUGUACCUCAGGUCUUUCAAGGUUUCGGUGAUCCUUGGGCGGAAAUUGUCGUGCCGAAGCGAAGUGUUGACCAACAAAAGCAGAAGGAUGCAGCAACUGCGAAGGCAAAGGGACAAGAACGUGGAGUUCCUCCCAGAUUGCAAUUCGAGGCACCAAAAAUAUCAGACCUGCAGAAGUCAUCAUUAAAACUUUCUUGGGACGAAGCGACCUUGCCUCCAGGAGCCAAAAAGGUCCCGACAGUAUACAUUAUUGAGAUAAAAGAAGGCUUGGGACAAGGUUGGAAAACACUCACUGACAAGGUCAAGGACACGCAAUACAAUGUCAAGGACAUCAGAGCUGACAAGGAGUUUUCUUUCCGGGUGCUGGCUAAGAAUGAGUUUGGUGUAAGUGAACCGACAUUACCGGCUACUCUCAACAGCAGAGGAGGGCCACCUGAAAUGCCUUUUUCAAAACCGAAAUACACAGAGGUUGGUCCCGAAACAGUUGGAUUAUCGUGGGAACCUGCGACCAAUAUGAAAGGCAUGGAGGAUGUCCCCAUCACCUAUGUGAUUGAAAUGAGAGAACCGCCAACCCCAGACUGGGAAACCCUUGUCAAGAACGUGAAGAAGACAAAGGUAGCCAUUCAAGAUCUUGACCCAAGUAAAAGCUUCUCCUUCCGUAUACUGGCAGAGAAUGAGUACGGAGUGAGUGAGCCCACUAUGCCCUUGACACUACCGAAGAGAGAUGCCCAAUACACCCCAGAGGAAGUCCGAAAACCAAACUACUCGCUACCAAGUAAAUCAUCAGUUGAUAUCACUUGGAAGCCAUCACGCAUGCCUGUCGGCUGUCCCGACAUGCCAAUCGUGUACGAUGUCGAGCAAUGCGAGUACCCGAGCUACGAUUGGGCAAAUGUUGGCAAGGGGGUCAAAGGUUGUGAAUAUACUGCAAAGGACUUGAAACCAGAAAAGGACUACAUGUACAGGGUUAUCGCUAGGACGAAGUACGGUGCUGCUGAUUCGUCGCCGCCAGUCACAGCUAGGCGAAAGGGAGGCAAUCUUGUCCCUCAACAUGUCAAACUCGCCAAACCAUUGGUGAAAGCAGUAGGCGACGACGGAGCAGAACUUACAUGGCGCCCAGCUGAAAAUCCAUCUAAUAUCACCUGCCCUGUGACCUACGUGAUAGAACAGCGUGAAGCGAUGACAUCGUCGUGGAAAGAGGUCGCCGCUGGUGUAAAGGAUGUGAAACAUGUAGCGGAGGGUUUGGAUCCCAACAAGGAUUAUGACUUCAAGGUGGUGCCUGAGAAUGAGUUUGGGAGGGCAGACCCUUAUCCGAUUGCUACACUGAACAGGGAUGGUUCUCGAGGUAAACCACCAGCGGGUAUCCUCAUAACUCCAUCAUUCUCGGAACUCGGUCCAGACGCCGUACAACUGUCAUGGUUACCGAAUAAGUCAAACGACCCAACCCAGGUCACCUAUGUCAUCGAACAGCGUAUGCUCAGUGGAGACUGGAAGCAGAUUGCUAAUGCUGUUCCUGACACUUACCAUAAUCUCCACGAGGUGGCACCUGAUGUUGAGUUAGUGUAUCGCGUCUUCGUCAAGAAUAGUUUUGGCACGAGUCCGCCGUCCCCUAUUGUCACUGUUAGGAGGAAGGCUUAUUCGAACAUGCCAGAGCCGAUCAGAGAAAAACCAACCGUCACUGACAUUGGACCAGCCGCCAUCCAACUCUCCUGGUAUCCUCCACUACGCAGGACCAAUACUCCACUUACGUACGUCGUGGAGGAGAAGAACCCUGCUGGUGGAGACUGGCGUGUCAUCGCAACUGACCUCGAGGAUACCAGGUUGGAUAUUGAGGACCUCGUGGCUGGCAGGGAUAACAUGUACCGUGUCGUAGUGGUGAAUGAGCAUGGGAAGAGUGAGCCUUCUCCGGCAGUCAUGGCUCAUCAUCAGAACCUGGAUGGCUCCAAACCAGACGCCAUAGUUGAAAAGCCAGUCAUAACAGAACUGGGCGAUGGCAGGUACAAACUCUCGUGGGUGAUUCCAAGAGAACCGCAGUCUCCUCAAGACUACACGCUUGAAGUCCGGGAAUCCCCCAGCCUCCGGUGGCAGAUGGUCACGACAGGAAUUCACGAUACCAACUACAUUAUUGAGAAUCUGAAGCCAGAGACGGACUACAUGUAUCGCGUUAUCGUGGAGAACGACUAUGGAGAGAGUGAUCCGUCGCCAGCUGUGUCCCUUCGUCAAGGACCAGAAUCGUACGCCCCCGUGAUGCCGAGAGAAAAGCCAUAUCCACGUGAGAUGGGACCAGAUACAAUUCUGCUUUCGUGGAAACCGGCACACAUCCCAGCUGAGGCUGCAGCUUCCGAAAUCACCUACACCAUAGAAGUGCGCGAGCCACCGGAUACGGAAUGGCGGAAGUUGUAUACCAAAGUCCCAGAUGUGUCGCACAGGAUGACUGACCUCAUGCCGAAACAGGACUACAUGUUUCGUGUGUUGGCUCAGAACGAAUACGGGCUGAGUGAACCCACGCCACCUUGCACAGUCAACCGGAAAAGUUCCAAAUGCAUUCCUGAGCCCAUCCUGAACCAUCCACGCAAGACUCUAGUCGGUCCCGAUGCCGUUCAGCUAACCUGGCCGCCACCCUACCAACCCGCUCAUCUGGCUAACAUCCCCAUGUCUUACAUCAUCGAGGUCCGGGACGGGCUGGGCUCAGACUGGCGCCCCAUAGCUAAGGAUAUCAAGGACCCGAACUACACCGUCUCUGGUCUGAGGCCAGACUUGGGAUAUGGAUUUAGAGUGAGGGUUGCUAAUGAAUACGGUGUCAGUGAACCAUCUCCUGUUGUAUCUCUCCCAACGAAAUGGGCCUCUGAUUACAUCCCAAGAACACCACCAGACUGCCCAGAAAUAACAGAGGUCUCGAUAGAGACUGUGCGCGUGUCGUGGAAUGCCGUACGCCCACCCCCAUCUGUGCCGGGAACGAAGGUAACCUACAUCCUCGAGAUGCGGGAGGGCAAGAGCACAGUCUGGAGGCCGAUGGUGAAAGGACAUCCCGAGACGUCUGUCCUCAUGAAGGACGUGAGCCCGGAGCAUGAGUAUAGCUUCAGAGUUCGGGCUCAGAAUGAGUACGGGAUUAGUGAUCCUUCCAGACAUGCUACACUACCUAAGAGAUUCGCUUUGCCAGAGGCUAUCCUUGAGAAACCAUUCCUACUAGAGCUUGGGCCGGACACUGCUAAGAUCUCCUGGAGGGCUCCACGCCUUCCUACAAGCCUCUCACGGUACCAGGCAAAGCCUUAUACCUACAUCAUCGAAGUCAGGGACCAAUCGGGCAAUGAGUGGAGAAAACUUGCCGGAGACAUCAGGGACACGUCCUACGUUAUCAAGGAUCUGCUUCCCGAUAGAGACUAUUUGUACCGAGUCAGGGCACAGAAUGAGUACGGCGUGAGUGAUCCCUCGUUGCCGGUUAUGAAGUAUAGGAAAGCAGAUACUGGGCGUGGAUCAGCUUCUCCUGCCUACACGAGGAAAUAUCUCGGUCCUGGUUUUCACAGAGGGCAUGCUGCGCCGGAAUUCGUAGGCGACUACGACGACACUGUAUACGGUGUGAAGGAGCAGCCGGUUAAGAUCUCGUGUACCAUCUCGGGUUAUCCUGAACCAAAACUCAUGUGGUACAAAGAUGGCGAGAAACUUGAAUUAGGUGGAAGAUUCAACGUUUACGUCACAGCCAAUGGCCUGUGUACGCUUGAGAUCGACGCUAUGCAAAAGUCAGAUGUGGGUACGUACAAGAUAUUCGCCGAGAACACAGAAGGAACUGCUACCAGGUACAUCAGGCUGGAGCUCGCAGAUCCACCGGUUUUUCUUGAACCCCUGAAAGAUCUGAACCUUCGGGUCUGGACUGCCGGAAGGAUGGAAUGCCGUGUGGACGGUUUACCCUACCCAGAGGUCAAGUUCUUCAAAGAUUGGCACCCAUUGGCCCAUUCGGCCAGGGUGAAGGUCAAGCAUACUGAAUAUGAUUACUGGUCGCUGGAUAUAGAUGGCGCUAUCAGUCGUGAUGAGGGAAUGUUUAUAUGUGUGGCUGAGAACAUUGCUGGGAAGGUGCAUUGUACAGCAUCUUUACAUAUCGAAGAAAAACCACCACUUGUUGAUAUAGAAAUCAAGCUGUCCAACGUAUCCGACGUCUACCAUGUCCUUGAAGAGAUCGGCCGCGGCAGCUGCGGCGUGGUCCGAAGGGUCAUCGAGAAGUGCACUCACAACGUGUUCGCGGCCAAGUUCCUGCGGGCCAGAGACAAAGACCACAGGAAUGACUUGAAGCAGGAAUUUGACGCCAUGGCCGAGUUGUCUCACCCGCACAUCGAGUUGCUGCAUGAUGCAUUUGAGUCGAAUAAGAAGUUGGUGUUGGUCCUGGAACUCAUUACCGGCCCAGAACUUCUCGACCACUUGACGGAAUUAGAUUCCAUAACGGAGAAUGACAUAGCAUUUUAUAUCAAACAACUUUUAGAGGCAGUCGAGUAUAUACAUUCGAAAGGAGUGUUGCAUUUAGAUAUUAAGCCUGAAAACUUGUACUUCACGAAGCACGGUUCAACAGACAUCAAAUUGAUCGACUUCGGCUGUGCGAGAAAGACAUAUCACGAACGGGAGACGAGGAUCAACUAUGGCACACCAGAGUUUGUGGCGCCGGAGGUAGUGAAGGGCGAACCUGUCACCUUCGCUACAGAUUGCUGGCAUAUCGGAGUACUCACAUACAUUCUUUUAAGUGGCAUCUCACCAUUCCAUGACAGUAACGACCGUCAGACAUUGACCAACGUCAGGGAGUGCCGAUGGUCGUUUAAAAACCAGGCUUUCGAUGAUAUAACAGAUGUUGCGAAGAACUUCAUUGCUUCUUUGUUGGAUAUUGACCCACGUGGUCGCCCGACAGCUUCGGACUGCCUGAACCACCCGUUCAUCCGCUUGGCAGACCAUCGCGGCCAGGGACUCCGGCUGCCCGUAGACAGGCUCAAGAUCUACUCAACAAGACGAAAGUUUGAGCGCCAACUGAACCUUGUCCGUACUAUUGUCUACCAGCGUCCAAUAACAAGCAUUCUACAAGACGUGCCCAGGAUUAUGCUACCUGGGGACGCGGAUAUCUCAAAGGACAGGGCACCAUUUUCACCAAUAUCACCGUCUAUCGGUGGACCACAAGGCUUACUCCCGCCAUUGGCUUGCGGGAUUGUGUUGACUCCAGGGACGUCACGUGCCAGUUCCAUCGCGCCAUCGGACGAUAACACGUCAUCGUUCGAUUCUGGCGACUUCGAUUUUGAUUUGGACGAUGAGGGAGAAUGUCCUAUGGAAGACUGGGCGGGGCAUUACCAUCCUGGCGCACACACCCACUGCCAUCAUCAUGACGAAUCGAAACUGAAGGAAUUAAAAGAGAAAUUACACAGAACUGAACUGGAUGAAAAAUUCGCAGCGGUGGAGGCGUACAUUUAUAAGAGGUCACGAUCUGAUCGACAAAAACCGAAGAAAAUCAGAAAAUCUAAAAUAGCUGGUGAGAAGACCGCCAUGACAGGAGGCGAACCUCUGGUAUUUAAAGAGAACCUCCACGACAAGGGCUUUAAUGUCGGACAAAACAUCACCGUGUCAUGCCAGGUUCACGGCAACCCAGCGCCAUCCAUCCACUGGUACCGAAACGAGGAGCCGCUCUGGGAUGGCCACAGGUUGAGGACGAGCUACGACCACCACACCGGCAGAGCCUCCUUGACUGUGAUAAAUACUUUGCCCACUGAUGGCGGCAUUUAUAAGUGCACAGCAAGGAACCCACUGGGGAGGAUCGUAACCAAGGCUAGGCUGGCUAUUGGAGAUCAUCCGACCCGUCCAGGCCGCCCCGUCGUCACCGCAGUGUCGUCGCAUGAAGUUUUCGUCAUGUGGGAGGAACCAAAGACCGAUGGCAAUGGUCACAUCCUGUCGUAUAGGCUGGACUACAGGAAAGCAGGUGCGCGAGAAUGGACGCUGGGAACACACACCAUCAACGAGUGCGCGCUUAUUCAGGGCCUGGAACCAGACUCCGUCUACCGCUUCCGCGCCAACUGCGUGAACAAGUUCGGUACCAGUCCUUACAGCUUUGGAUCCAUUGAGAUCAGGACGAAACACGAGGGUGCGGAACCCAUUCCCAUAGACACGGAGACUCGAAGAGUGCUCCUCCGAUCCCGAGAUGAGGCCGAAGACUCGGAGCCGGAAUCUCCCGAUGUCAGCCGAAGAUCGUCCAUGUAUGAAGUCAUGGAGCCGAAGAAAGAGGGCUUGGAAACUGACAUUAUUCUUCAAGAGGGAGAUCCCGAGAAGUUCUAUACAUUUGGUGCUCAGAUAUGGUCGGGUGAGCAUGCUACUGUCGUGAAGUGCAGUGACAGGAACCUUGGCAAGGAAUACAUUGCAAAGAUCAGACUGAAGAGAUCUGAAGAUGCCCUGCGGGAAUACAAUAUUCUCAAAGGUCUACGACAAGAGAGGAUAUGCCAGCUCUUUGAGGCCUACCAGACAGCCAAUAAGGUCACUCUGAUCCUCGAGCCUCUCAGUGGGGAGGAACUUAUCAGAGGCUUAUGCUUCAAGAACAAGUACACGGAGGAGACAGUUUGUCACGUCAUCAGACAGCUCCUCGACGCUUUACAGUUCCUCCACAACUAUGGCAUCGUCCACUUGAACAUUGAGCCAAGCAACAUCAUGAUGAUCAGCAGACGGCGACAUGAUAUCAAGAUUGUAGACUUCAGCUGCGCGCGCAACAUCACGCAUGAGGAUGGAGAAUCCUUUGGAAAGACGGAAGGAAUGACAGAAUUUUUCGCCCCUGAAAUGCUUAGCAAUGAGAUGAUAGGCUGUCCUGCUGAUGUAUGGAGCGUCGGGGUCGUCACGUUUGUCUUAUUGAGUGGAGAAUCACCGUUCCUGGGCGAAAAGGAGCAAGAUACCAUCUCGAACAUCUCUCGCCUUAGAUACGACGCGCACCAUCUCCAUGACAAUAUCACCAAGGACGCCCUCAGAUUUAUGUAUCACAUCAUCAAGAGAAGUCCGAGGGACCGGUUAACAAUAGAGGAAGCUCUAGAUCAUCGCUGGCUCAAUCUAGCCGACCCAAUGGUGAAGAAACGAAGAGCCGGAAUCUUCGACACUUCCAAGCUCAGAAACUUCCAGAUUGAAUUCCAAAACCGACGCUUCGCAAAGAGUGGCAGCACCGGUUCUGAAACAUCGGGAGCAGCUUCCACGGAAGGUGAAGGUCAUGAUGAGAGGCGGGAUUCAGCGACAGGAGCCGCUGGGGGGCUUGCGCCACCCCAAGCUGGAGGGUCUGGGGAACCGUCCAGGAAGUUAUAGAGGAUAAAAUAAGCACGAGACAUGGUGCGCUAAAAUUUGAUUUGGUGUUGAUUACAUUCACAUUUUCAUUUUAUUUAUUGUACACCAAUUUUAAAUUUACCAUGGGAAAACUGGAAAUGAUGUUAUCUUCUAUAUGAGCAAAUAUUUUUUUUUGUUUCAAUCCAUUUUUAUUCAGCAGUAAACUGGGCCCAUAGAGCAAGGCAUUAACAGUUUCACUAAAGGAAUGGCCCCCUCAUCUCUUGCAUAAGUGCCGCUAUAAGUAUGUUGAACGCUAGCCAUGUACAUAUGCAAAUAUGUAACACAGAAUGGGUUGACCAUUUCUGAUACAGACAAUACAGUAUUACAUUGUCAGCAGUGUUCGAGAUAUACUGCUAUAUAACUAUAUGUAGUAUACAAUAUAGAGUGAACAAUGUAAUUACAUGUACAUGUUUAUGAUUGUAAAUAUUCCUUUUGAAUGUAUAGUUAGUAUAUUUAUCAUUCGUUUACAAUUCCCCAUACGCGACAACAGCGUCAUUAUUAUCAUUAGUACUACAAUAAAGAUGACAAUUUUUCUCGUAAAAUACCACAGACCUUAAUUUACAAGUAGGUCCGUGAAAAUGCUGAGAGACGAAUAGUGCUAUUAAAAAUUGUUAAGCAACGAUAUCGUGCAGUCCCUACGAUAAAGAUUAUCAAAGUGCGUACGAAAUUUUCAAAAUACAAUUUCCAAGUAAUUUUGCUUUACCCAUUUGAUAUAAAAUAAUGUUGUGAAGGCACGGUUAUCAAUGGUCAUCUUAAGAGUUGACCACAAGAUGCACCAACAUGUUGGCUGGAGCUUGAACUUCUGAAGCAAUUAGAACUAUUUCAAAACGAACGGAAUGCCAAUUACAAUGGUUGUAGUCAGUUCUUUGUUUUCCAGAAAACGAAUUCUCACCCUUGAAAUUGGCAUUCACUUUAUUUUCAAGAAGUGCUAACUGUUUUAGGAGUUCAAGAUAACUGCCCUCAACUGGUUAACCUUUUAAUUCGUACAUCGUAUGCAAUCGUCUUAUUAUGUUAAAUCAUAAUAAUCGUCAGCAGUGUGAGUGUAUCUUUUCCGAUGCACGCAAAGUCCCAUAUGUGCCUUUGUGCAUUAUUUUAGGAGGAAAUGUAUUGUUGCCGGUACAUGGAUAUGAAUUGUAAAAUAUGCAGCAACACGGUUUGCAAAUGUACAUAGAACUAAAAAUACAUACACGUGAAAUCAA